This is a messenger RNA of Ostrea edulis (European flat oyster), 8994 nucleotides long. RefSeq names its product potassium channel subfamily T member 2-like. Gene Ontology annotation, cellular component: membrane. The record is from RefSeq and is a predicted model, not a curated record. Bases 1584 to 5576 code for a protein of 1330 amino acids. Gene Ontology annotation, biological process: potassium ion transport. Gene Ontology annotation, molecular function: intracellular sodium-activated potassium channel activity. Lineage: Eukaryota; Metazoa; Mollusca; Bivalvia; Ostreida; Ostreidae. The transcript has 33 exons.
AGUAACUUUAGUAAGAACUAAAGAAGUUACUUCUAAAGGAAGGGUAAAUGCUGCAGACCAGACCCAGGCCCUCUGAAUCUCCAUUCAAACCAUUUGUCGGUGUAUAAGCAGGAUGACUUAGGGAAGAUGUCAUACAGAGUGAAAUAUUGGAAUUCAUCAUGUAGACUCCUUAUUGGUGUAGCAAAUGUGUACAGUCCUCAUGAUUUAGUGAUAUCACACCUGUGACUACCAACAGCAGGUAAUUUACAUAUGUGUGUGUGUACAGUCCUUAGGAUUUAGUGAUAUCACACCUGUGACUAUAUACCAACAACAGGUAAUUUACAUGUGUGUGUGUGUGUGUGUGUGUACAUAUUGUCCUCAGGAUUUAGUGAUAUAUCAAACCAUCUACAUACAUCUACUAGGUAUCAUUACCAGGUACAUGUACUAUCAUUACCAGGUACACGUACUAUCAUUACCAGGUACACGUACUAUCAUUACCAGGUACACGUACUAUCAUUAAUUACCAGGUACACGUACUAUCAUUAAUUACCAGGUACAUGUACUAUCAUUAAUUACCAGGUAUGUGUACUAUCAUUACCAGGUACAUGUACUAUCAUUACCAGGUACAUGUACUAUCAUUAAUUACCAGGUACAUGUACUAUCAUUAAUUACCAGGUACAUGUACUUAAUCACUACCAGGUACAUGUACUAUCAUUAAUUACCAGGUACGUGUACUAUCAUUAAUUACCAGGUACACGUACUAUCAUUACCAGGUACAUGUACUAUCAUUAAUUACCAGGUACAUGUACUAUCAUUACCAGGUACAUGUACUAUCAUUACCAGGUACAUGUACUAUCAUUAAUUACCAGGUACAUGUACUAUCAUUAAUUACCAGGUACAUGUAAUGCAGAUAGCUGUUGUGUAUAUUCAAAGUAUAUUGAAGAAAUGAAUUUCAUUCUUGUACUAAAUAUAUGAGGGGUAUGAAUUGUGAUGCUUCAUGCUGGCAUAUGCUAACAUGCUUGAUGAAAGUAUGUCGGCGUAAAGCCUCACCCUUCUUAUUCCUCAUGUAUUUUCAAAAAUGUAAUUUAUUUUUAUAUUUACAUUGUGCUUUAAUAUCUGUUGGAAUUCCCAGCCGUUGAAAUAGACGUACUAUAUUUAUCAAGAUUCAUACGCACAUUGUUUACAACUGCAGUGCAUUCAUAAGGAAAUGGCUGUCAUUACAAUUUGUAAAGAUAUCAAAUUUGGUCUUGAAGGUCAUUUGAGUAGGUUAGAUAAUACUACUGUUGGAAAGUUAAGAGUGUGGUCCUUGAGAUUUAAUGAUGUUAUUUCAUUUCUAGUAAAACAUGCCCUCAUCCAGGUAUUCUUGAUGUGUUAAUCACACACACACACCCUCUAAAAAAUUCUGUUAGAUUACCCAUAAUUCAUGUCUGGCUAGGCAAAUUUCACUGUAUUAUCACCAGGUUGUCAGAACACUUUUCAUAGACCACCAGACCACCAGAACCCUUUUCAGACCAUAAUGGUGUAUUGCAUUUUAAGAAGAUAAAUUUGCCUUUAAUGAUGUUUUGUCAUGUUACUACCAGUGAUCAUUUGUCUAGGUUUUAAGAAUGGACAUGUUAAAAAGAUGGAAUUUUUUACUGAGACGCAGAACCAUGGCUGCUGAACCACAUGUGUGUGAUGGCAUUGACCUGAAAUGGAUGUACGCAUCUGAUUCUGAGGAGGAGGAUGACUGGAACAGCAAUUCUCCAGUGGUGUUAACACAGGAAUUGUCUUUAAAAGGGAAGAUCAGGAGAAUCCUGUUCAGAAAUGCUGGAACCAGACUAGGAUCCACACUGUUUGACAUUAUAGUCAAAUUAACGCUGUGCAUACUGUACGUUAUCAGGAUACAGUUUGACAAUGUGGAAACAUAUGCAUGUGGGGGUAAGCCAUGCGGAGGAAACAAUACAUACCAGGUCUACCCGAAAAACGAGGAUGACGGAAUGAUCUUCUCAUCGUCCGAAAUCAACUGGCCAGUCCUUCUCUGGGUUCACCGCCCAGAGCCCAUUUGGAUUAUAGAGGUCACCUUGGCAAUCUUCACCUUCUCUAAAGCUUUACUUUUUAUUUUUAUUUCUAAGCUUAGGUUGGACAGAACACCUUGGCAGUUGGGCAAGGUAGAAUUGAUGACAAAGCCUGCCUUUAUUCUGGAAGUUGUGUGUUCACUUCCAUUGAUUGUCACAUUAACAUAUCCAAUGAUGCUGACAAAUUUGUAUGUUCCUACAUUCCUGAACUGUUGGCUUGCCAAAAGGGCCAUGGAGAGACUGUUUAAUGACCUUCACUUGACCAAGCAGCGAUUUCAGACAAUUUCAGUCACCAUGUCUCAACAACUACUGAUUCUAGGAGCUACGCUUGUGUCUCUGAUCUUUACCACAGUGUGUGGCAUUCAGCACAUCCAGAGAGCCAGCUCCGAGAAGCCCUUGACCUUGUUUGAGUCAUUGUACUUCACCAUAGUUACGUUUUCUACUGUGGGCUAUGGAGAUAUAUCCCCCGACAUCUGGCUGGGCCAGCUUUUUAUGGUCCUCAUGAUCUGUGUUGCCAUUGCGUUUAUUCCAAGACAGAUAGAGGGCAUUGGUUCCCUGUGGGUGGAGAGGAAGAAAUCUGGAGGGGAGUAUAACUCCAGACAGGCCCGCAAGAAUCACCAUGUGGUAGUAUGUGCCCAGAACCUGACAGGAGAUGCCAUCAUGGACUUCCUCACUGAGUUUUUCUCUGCUCCAAAACAUGAGGAAUACACUGUCAUCUUGCUGAGUCCUGAUGAGUUGAACUCGAGCAUGCAUAUGAUUCUGAAGGAUCCAAAGUGGGCAAACAGAGUAAUAUAUAUGAGAGGAUCGGCACUGAAGGCUGCUGACCUCAAACGAUGCAGAAUGAAUGAAGCAGAUGCUUGUUUUAUAUUGGCCCCAGAGAACUGCACGAAUAAGGACCGAGAGGACCAUAACACCAUUAUGAGAUCGUGGGCUGUUAAAGAUUUCUGUCCAGAGACGAAUCAAUUUAUACAGCUGUUUAGGACCGAAAACAAAAUUCAUGUUAAGUUUGCUGAGCAUGUUGUGUGUGAGGACGAAUUUUCCUAUGCUUUACUGGCCAAUAACUGUUUAUAUCCUGGACUGUCGACCCUAGUGUCACUGCUAGUUCACACAUCAACAGGAUAUGAGGGAGAAAUGGCAACAGAAUCAUGGAUGCAGCUCUAUGGUCGACAUUCAGGGAAUGAGGUGUAUCACAUACAACUUAGUAAAAGUAUUUUCUUUAGCCAGUAUGAAGGCCAGACUUUCUCCAAUGUUUCAGCUGAAGUUCAUUCCAAGUUUGGUGUUUCCUUGAUAGCUAUCAUGGAGACAGAUCUCAACAAAGACAAGGACCAAGAGAUGGACCAUAAACUAGUUCUCAACCCCGGACCUAACUAUAUCCUGAAAGGCUCCGACUUCUGUUUCUACCUCAGUAAAGUAAAGGAAGAACACACAAGAAUAGCCCCGAAUAGGCCAGUUACAGAGGAGAAAAGCAAGAAGAAACAGCAACAAAGGGAGAAAAAUUAUGAGAAGAUAGCAUCAGAAUUACAGCGGUUCCUUGAUCAUGCACAACUGGAAGUGGAGAGUACCCCUACUGGGGAAGAGAGUGUGUUUAACACAAUAACCAGUCAGAUGGGAUUCGAUUUCACCUCCACCCUCACAGAUACCCUACAGACCAGGGUGGAAACCCCAGACAUCCUACAGCGGGGCAUUGGAGAGAGUGUGGGUAAUACCACAGAAAACCAUAACGUACUGCUGAUGUACAAUGAGAUGGCCAGUGAAGAGACAACACCCCAGUUUUUGUCUGUAAACACAGCAAAAUCUGACGUAAAAUCAAGGUUUGUGACAGGUGCCCCGCCCAUUUUCCUGACUGGUUGCAGGAAGACCUUGUGUCACCUUGUGAAGAAUCCUCGCCAUUCCUGUUGUCUCAGAUGGGGAGAGGACUGUAGCCAUGUAAAUUACAAGAAUGCCCGAGAUGAUAGAUGGCAGAGUCACUUGAUCAUUUUGUCAGCUGACAAAAUCUGUGUGGGCGUGUACAACUUUAUUGUGCCCCUGCGGUCCAGAUUCCUCAGCAUUAAGUCUCUCAGUCCCAUCAUCCUGAUGCUGGAAGAAGAACCCUCCAGUAUGUAUGUAGAUUCGCUGGCACACUUCCCCAUGGUUUAUUGGAUGAAGGGAAACAUCAAGAAUGUGGAUGACCUACUGCGGGCUGGUAUUAACAAAGCCAGUCAUUUAGUCAUCGUUAACAGAUCAUCCAAUCAGGCUAAAGAAGUUGUUCUCACAGACGCGGACACCAUUGUCACCGUACAGUCCAUAUUUAAAUUAUUCCCCAACAUCAACAUUCUGACUGAAAUCUCACAAACCUCCAACAUUAAAUUCAUGCAGUUUCAGCCCCAUGAUGAGUACUCCAAGAAAAUUGCCAGACUGGAGAAGAAGCUCCGGGACGAUAUGCGAUCCACUCUGGUCCAUAUUUUCCGUCUUCCGUUUGCUGCGGGACAGGUGUUUAGUUGUAGUAUGUUGGAUACUCUUCUGUAUCAGACCUGCUCUAAAGGCUACCUCAUUAAGUUUGUUCGCCUUCUGCUUGGGAUUGAUGCUGAGGAGAACUCUGGGCACUUGUCUAGCAUAAAGGUGAAGCGAGACAUACUUGCAAAGUACAAGACCUAUGGUGAUUUGUACAUAGGCUUGUGUAAGGUGACUGGUGAGGUACCCAUAGCCAUCUACAGGUCAGAGAAAAGGAGGAUAUUUGUAGAAGAGGAAGAGGAAGAACAUCAUCCCCUCAGAAAGGAGCACAAAACACCUCCCCACCGAGUCAAGAAAUCUUCCUUCAACAUCAAGCAGUUUUUUGAGAGGGCUAUCCCCAAUGACCUGUCAGAUUUUGUCCGCAGUCGGAUGACAUCCAUGUCCAUAGAUCCUUCAGGCUACAUCUGUGAUGACGAACAUUGUAACAAACCUCUGUCCUUUAUCAUCAUCAACCCGAUGCCCCAAUGUAGACUGAAGAAAGGAGACAUUGUGUACGUAUUACAACCAAGUGCUAUGUUCGCUAUUCCGAGUCGUUUGCAGCACAAACCUCAUCGGAAGCGACGCCGGUCAUGGAGUGAAGGAAUUAACAACAGGAUGCAGCCAGAGACUCCUGUUAGAUCUCGCACACAUUCAAUUGACUUCACCUCCAGAACCGUUGCAUUUAAAGUCCCUGAUACUGGUGAUCGUCAUGAAUUGUCUCCCUUGAUGGAUAAUGGUGUUGAGGUCAAAGUAGAUGCUGAGUCUUUGGACACGCUGGAUUCUGCUCUACCCAAGACCUCAACAGGAAAAGUGCAGAGGGGCACUGCUCCGAUAUUUAACUUUACAUUCACAGAGCCGGAUGGGGAAUCACCUGCCUCUGAAUCCGAAGUUAAUCCAGGUAAAGGAGAUUCUACAAAUGUAACGAACGUCUCAAAUAACAACGAUAUCCCAAUGAAGGAAAUCCCAGCGGAGAAACCUCAGGAUCCAUCCACGCAGGCUGUGAGGGAACCCCCCAAAAUAGUCAUAACAAGAACUCCCACCAAAAUCUUUCAAACGGAACGGGUUCCUGAAUAAUUAGCAGCAGUUGUCCUGAAUAUUAAUGAGAUUCAGGAAAACUUUGUAGAUUAAAUUAAGAGCACCAUCUUCCUUCCAAUAAAAGUUGAAUGGUAUGCAGACAAGCAAAAAUGGGGAAUGGUGUGUUUUUGACAUCCUUUUACUAAGUUUUUUUUUUAGUAAAAAAGGUUGAAUAUACUGUCUUCAUGAAAGAUAUUACACUGAAGGGAAUGUUUUUAUCCUCAUACUAAAAGCAUCGGAAGUUACAUUUUAUCCUACAACUUUUGUGUCAAUAUUUAAUUUUUUUUUUAUGCUGAAAGUCUGGAUUUUUUUCUAAUUGAUAAAUAUGAGGGAUGGUACCCUCCCAAUGUGAGCUAGAAUGGCAAACUAGGUAUGCAUAAUUUGGAGCUUGUGGAAAUUCCCAUCAAUUAUUGCAUAGAAUUGCCAUAUCAUUUAAGUAUCUUACGUGUCAUUAACAAUACAUGUUUCAUUUCUGACAAUUACAUUUUUCCUUAAAACUUUUGAUACCUCCUGUAGAAUCAGUUAUUUCAGUGGGAUAAUUUUAUGAUUUGUGAAAAAUAAGCGUGUAAUAUUGGAGACUUGAUUUCUUGAUCAAAGAGUUGUCUUUGUUCUAGUUCAAUUUUUCUCAUUCACGGACAAUUUUAAAUUUAUGUGUACAGGUAUGCUGUAACAAAACAAAAUAAAAAAACAACAACAAAAAUUGUACCCCAACAAAAAUGUGUAAUUCUACAGUGAUUCUAGACUAAUUUAACUGUAUAUAUAGCAAUGGGUUUAACUCGAUCAAUAGCAAUGGGUUUAACUCGAUCAAUAGCCAUGGGUUUAACUAUUUGUAGCUGUGGGUUUAGUUACUCUAUACAAAGCCACAGGUUUAAUCUAUUGCUGUGUGUCUGUGGGUUUAAUUGAAAUCCACCUAACACUAUCAAUAGCUAUGGGUUUAUAGUUACACUGUGUGUAGUCAGGGGUUCUAUUUAACUCUGUAUUUAACCAUGGGUAUGAUUUAAGUUAUUUUUUAAUUUUAAAAGCAGUAUAAAAUAAAAAAAAUAACAUCUUAAAUACGAUACAUUUGUCAAUGAAAUAUUUUGGAAAAUGAAAUUAUUGUCAUGGCAUAUAAAAAAUAAUUGAGUUAAUUAUAAGUAAUUUGUACAUACAAGCUAUUUUAUUGUAUUUUAUGUCACUUUUCACAAAUGGAAGUACAUGUACUUAACUUUACUAGAUGACAUCAGAAUUCACAAAAACCGAGAAUCAGUAUUGUACAUUUACCUCAUUUCUCAUCAUUCUGUCAGGAUACUUUGAUUUGUUUAAGAAAAUGUUUCUAUUGUGUAUCUUUCUUUACAAUAUUUUUCAAGAUGAACAUCUUAUGUAUAUAUUAAGCUUUUCACAGUGUAAAUUCUAACUACAUCAAGGUUCAGGGCAGUUGUAUUAUAGUUAUAAUAGGUGAGGCUCUCUGCAAGGCAUUUCCACAUUUCUGCUCAUUUAUUUUUGUAUUAUUUUGUAUGCAAGUUUUCUGAAUUCAGAGACAUUGGUGUUUUAAAUUGCUGAGGUUUCAAAUUUGUAUUUGAUCUGAGUAUUAUAUAUAAAUAACCAAACAUUCCAAAUAAUUGGAGGCAUUUUGAAAUUAGCAGACUGAUAUUAUAAAAUGCAAUAUGUUUUCUGUGUGUCAAUUAGAUAUAUAGAGUUGCAAGCUGUUACAUAUUUUUUCAUGUUAGAUCAAUAGCUAUUUAGCUGUAGUGUUUGAUCCUGAGAGCAGCAGCUAACCUUCUAUCAGCUCACAUCCAUUUCUUAUACAGUGAAACCUGCCUAAUACAACAUCCAUCUCACAUACAGUGAAACCCGCCUAAUACAACAUCCAUCUCACAUACAGUGAAACCUGCCUAAUACAACAUCCAUCUCACAUACAGUGAAACCCGCCUAACACAACAUCCAUCUCACAUACAGUGAAACCUGCCUAAUACAACAUCCAUCUCACAUACAGUGAAACCCGCCUAAUACAACAUCCAUCUCACAUACAGUGAAACCCGCCUAACACAACAUCCAUCUCACAUACAGUGAAACCCGCCUAACACAACAUCCAUCUCACAUACAGUGAAACCUGCCUAAUACAACAUCCAUCUCACAUACAGUGAAACCCGCCUAAUACAACAUCCAUCUCACAUACAGUGAAACCCGCCUAAUACAACAUCCAUCUCACAUACAGUGAAACCCGUCUAAUACAACAUUCAUUGGGAGACACAUUUUCUGUCCGAUUUGACCAGAUUGAAUUGUUGGAUAGACGGGUCAAGCUGUAGUAUAUCAAGAUAGAUAAGUUUAACUGUUAAAAGAAAAAAGUUUAACUUUACAAGAUAUGUGGCCAUUCACUUUUAUUGUUUAAAUAAGUGUGUUUUGUAUUAAUUUGUAUCGUACGGUUAUUUAUAUCUUUUGAAACAGGUUGUAAGAUAUUAUGACACACCUAUCACAUUGAUAGGGCUUGUACAGUUGUUUUUAUGUAAUUAACAUGUUUCCUCAGUCGGUAUUUUAACUUUGUGUUUCGUAUUCAAGAAGAAAAUUAAGGCAGAAAAAGUAAAUUUUCAUGUUUGUUAAUAGUUUGUGUGAAGAUAGUCUUAAUGAAAGUUGUUUUUUUUAUUGAAUGAAUACGGAAGUUAUCUUUAUGGCUGUUUCAGUUCAGUUCAAAAAUAAUAAACUUUUGACAGUUACAUGAAGCUGAUACUUUCAGAUUUACUUUAUAGUUCUUAUGAUUAUAUUGAACUGUAAAAUGGUUAAUUUGAUGAUUAAGAUCUUUCCCAAUAAGCAUGUGGAAAUUAAAAUAAAUAAGCCGUGUUUAGAUUUUCUUUAUGUUAAUUUCAGCACUGUUUUAGCUUUAGGAAUUCAGAUUGUGUAUUACAGUGUAUUUGGUUGAGGGAAACAUGUAAAAUGAGUAGUAAUUAUAAGUUAAUCCAUUUUGUUGUAAUGUCUGUGUAGUUUUACAACGUUUAUGUUGACUGUUGGUGUAGGCAUUUUAAUUUUUGGAUAUUAUUUCUGUGCAUAAAUAUUUUGAAAGGAAUCUCGAUUUUGCAAAAUAAUGUUUUAUUAUUUAUGAAUAGUUUUUCUUUUGUUUUCAGUUGUUUAGUGAGGUUCUGACAACUGUAUGAUUUUAAUUAUUUUUCGAAAGCACUGCAAGCAGUUUCCCCUGGUAUUUGAGUAUGAUAUGACUUGUUUAUGUCAGUUGGUAAGUUGAAAUAUAUAUAUAUGUGAUUUGUGGGGACAGAAUCUGAUACAGAGAAGUAUUUUCACCGUUAACAUUUUGAGAUUAAUAGAUAAAUCUGAUGGAAAUAUACAUGUAAGCUUUGUCAUGUUUGAUUUAUCAUAGUUAUAUUUUUACAUGAAGAUACGACCAGUAACAAUUAUCAAUUUAUUUUUGUGAAUUAAAAAGAAACUUGUCAAA